UUGGUGCAAUCCAAUCCAGUUCAAUCCAGUUAACAUGGCGGCGCCCGCAGCGCGAAAGAAGGUUAUCCAAAAAGAUGACCUAAAACGUUUAAUGAGAGAGCGGAAAGAGGCCUUAAGUCAGUCAACAAAAAAGAUAACAUCUCCGUAUGCAAAAUACAACAGUUUAGGUCAGCUGACUUGUUCGGUAUGUAUGGUCCACGUGAAAAGCGAGACCUUGUGGGCAGCUCAUGUUCUUGGGAAAGCGCACAAGCAAAACGUGGAGGACCUGAAAGAAAGCGCGGCCAAUCGUGUACAGAGUGACAGCAUACUCAGCAAGCGGCGAAAUGAUGCAUCAGGUGAUAACCAAGACGGCAAAAACCGGAGCCUACCGGGAAGUGCCAGCCCACCUCGGAAGAAGACAAAGGGGCCUCUCCUUAUGGCUGAUUACUCGUCGGAUGAGGACAUGGAUGUUAGUGCGACAACACCGAAUUCAAGUUCGACAGAAUCUGCACUCCCAAAAGAUUUUUUCGAUAAAGCGUCUGCAAGUCAGUCAAAAGAAACUACAGCAAGUCAACCUGUGCAGCCAAAACCACAGAUGUCAACUAAAAAGGCCCCUGCAGAAGUUUUGCCAGAGGGCUUCUUUGAUGAUCCCGUCUUGGAUGCAAAGGCAAGGAACGUGGAAUACAAAGACCCAAUUGAAGAGGAGUGGGAGAAAUUUAAGAAGGAAAUUGCAGAAGAAACAACAGUGUCGGAAGCUAUUAUGGCUGAAGAUAUUGAGGAAAGCAAAGUGGAGCGUGACAUCGAGGAAAUUGACGAGCAGAUCCACAACUGGCAACGGGUUGAUCAGCUUCAGCAGAGGAAGGAGGAGCUUAUGAAGGAAGAAGUUGCCGCUAAUGAGGGCAAUCAGGACAGCAACAGUGAUUUGGAAGAUGAGGAGUACGAGGAGUUCCUCAGCUGGCGAGCGAAAGGAGUAUGGAAAGAAUGACUGCGUCCCACCUUGGCUUCUCUUGUCAGGAGUUUCUUCACAAGAGGUCCACUAAUGCCUCUCACACUCAUCCUGAAGCUGUUAGAUGCUUCAGCUAGGCUCUGGUACCGUGCGGCGGAAACUGCCACAGCUUAGUUUCCCCGUGCGAAUUAUGCAGGUUGUCUGAAAAAAGAUUUCCACCAGAGAUGUUCUCAAGUCUAUAACAUGUCGUGUCAUUACGCUGCUGCAACAUCAUUGACACAUCCUUCAUUGCCAUCAUCACACCCUUUGGCUAACAUUAAAGAUGUAUAAAGUGUACAGGUUUGACAA
Messenger RNA from Dermacentor albipictus, 1273 nucleotides. RefSeq names its product zinc finger protein 830. Lineage: Eukaryota; Metazoa; Arthropoda; Arachnida; Ixodida; Ixodidae. The record is from RefSeq and is a predicted model, not a curated record. Gene Ontology annotation, biological process: mitotic DNA damage checkpoint signaling; mitotic DNA replication checkpoint signaling; nuclear DNA replication. Gene Ontology annotation, cellular component: nucleus; spliceosomal complex. Gene Ontology annotation, molecular function: zinc ion binding; nucleic acid binding.